CCUGCUGCUGUCGUCCCAGCCUGGGGGCAAUGGGGAGCAGGGCACAGUGGAGCUUUGGCUUCUCAUCCGGAACGUGGACGCUGUUGAGAAAAGGUGAGUCUCCCCUGCCCUCUCCACAAUGUCCCACCAGGGAGGCAUGUGUCUGACAGAGUCUCACCUUCCGAGUGAGAGAGAGAGAAAGAGUCUGUGGGUGGUCAGAGCUGGGAUGGGCCCAUUGGCAUCAGUGGGAAUCACGCAGCUCACGCCCCCAGAUCUGGGGGGCGGGAGGGGGGGGCGUGUGUUGAACCAAGGGUCUGUCUCCUGUUUACAGGCACCACUCACAUUCUUCAUCAUUCACUUAUCCUCCCUUGGUGCCCGUCCGCCAUGGUGACCCAGAGAACAACAGAGUGGAUCUCACCAACUCUGCCCCCAGCACAGAGCAGGGGCUGGGAUGAGACACUGAACUCUGCCUUCAGCUGACAUUGCUGCAUGUCCCAGUCGAGCGCUGCAUCCAGCAUGGGGCGAGCAGCUGGUUAGGGGACAGGACAGGCUUUCGCCUCUUUUUCCAUUCUCUCCUCUGCCCUUGGGGCUAGCCAGAUGGUGCAGCUCAAGCCCUGUGCAAUAACCUCUCUUCUUUUCUGUGACUCAGUGUUCAGAACCUAGGCUGGUACCAAACCUCCAGGACUAACAGCUCCCACCGAGAGACCAGGUUUGGCUUUUACUCCUGUAUUGGCUCUAACCCACCUAAAACGCCUGGCUUGGCACUAACCGGUGACCAGCUUCCCGCUCACACAGCUGCGCUGGGCUGGGGCACCAGGGACCUGUGUCUGCAACGCUUGCUUUAGUAUCCUCUCUGCAGAGAGGUGGGGAGGACACUGGCCUCACUGCUUCUGUCAGGAGUGGGGGAAAGACAGGGCAGAAGGUGGGGCGGGGCAGUCAGAGUGAACGGUGCUUCCAUCUUACUAUUCAGGGAUGAGCUAGCUUUCCUCUGGUGACAGACAAUGCACCUGAGCUGCUCCGGAAGGACUGGAAACCCCCAUCCUUUACACCCAGGGGAUGGAUGGAAUAAUACACACUAACUCAUGCUUCGUACCGUCAUCCCCUUCAGACCCUCCCAUGCACAUGCUCCCACAUUUGCAUCUACACAUGCACAGACACAGUCACGCUUCCACAAUCACACAUUCACCCAUCCUCCAGGGCAGCCGCGAGGGCAAACAAUGCAAGCAACUGCCCAGCACAGAUGCGCCUCUCCAGCAACCUGGGCAAUAAGGCCACUAGACAUAUUCUUACAUACGUAUGUUCUCAUGCACACAAGUUCUCACCUGCCUCUUUUUACACACAUGUACCUACGCUCACACGCACCCACGCUCGCACGUGCAGCAGCUGGACUCCACCUUGGGGGUUUGGAUUGUGGUUGAUCCAAGAGACAAGGACAUAGGGUCUGACUCCCAGCUCCUGUCUGGCAUCUCCCCACAGGAUUGCAAGUUCCUUGGGCACAAUCACACUCAAGUGCAAAGACCUGAAGGUGCUGCAGCUGGAGAUCCCGGGCCCUCUCUUCUAUGGAUUCAGUGAUGAUGAUGUACCCGUUCUUCUACAGACCCCAAAGCAUGAAGCUCAAGGAUGGAUGGCAGCUUUACCCUCUCCAACAUUACUACCAACAAAUCGCCGCUGAGACAAGUGCUUGGAGGCUGAGUUGCAUUAACGGGGAUUUCACCAUCUGCUCCAGUUACCCACCAGCUGUAAUUGUACCAGCCACGGUGGAUGAUAAGGUCUUGCAGAAGGCUGCCCGGUUCCGCCAGGGGGGACGAUUCCCUGUCCUCAGCUACUAUCACAAGAAAAAUGGGACGGUGAUGCUCCGUAGCAGCCAGCCACUGAUAGGGCCCAACAGGAAGCGCUGCCAACAGGAUGAGCUGUUGCUCAGCACUGUCCUGGAUGGAGGGGAGCGCGGCUUCAUCAUCGACACCCGCUCAGCUCAGGCAGCCAAGCAGGCUCGGAUGAUGGGGGGUGGCACAGAGCCCAAGUCUUCCUAUCCCCGCUGGAAGAGGCUGCACAGGCCACUGGAGAGAGGCCGCCUGCUCCAGGAGAGUUUCAUUAAGCUGGCAGAAGCCUGCAACGACACUUCCCUCAGCAUGGACCGCUGGCUGAGCAAGCUGGAGGGCUCCAAAUGGCUGGCCCACGUCAAAGCGGCCCUGAGCACCGCCUGCCUGGCGGCCCAGUGCAUGGAGAGGGAAGAGGCCUGCAUCCUGGUGCAUGGAGCCGAAGGGACAGAUACCACCCUGCUGGUGACAGCUCUGGCCCAGGUGAUCCUAGACCCCAACUGCAGGACGCUGACUGGGUUCCAGGGGCUGCUGGAACGGGAGUGGAUAGAGGCAGGACACCCGUUUCACUUCCGCUGCGCCCACUCCGCAUACUCCCAUGCUCGGCUCAAGCAGGAGGCUCCCAUCUUCCUCCUCUUCCUCGACUGUGUCUGGCAGCUGGGACGCCAGUUCCCCUUCUCCCUGCAGUUUAAUGAGCGCCUCCUGCUGGUGCUGUUUGAACACACUUAUGCAUCUUGCUAUGGGACCUUUCUGUGCAACAGCGAGAAGGAAAGGUGCUUGUGUGAAGUGAAGGAGAAAACUCACUCCCUCUGGUCCUGGCUGAACCAACCCAGCGAGCUGAACACACACCUGAAUCCCCUGUACACGUACAAUGCCCUGGUCAUCUGGCCGUCCGUGGAGCCUCAGAGCCUGCAGCUCUGGCAAGGUUUGUUCCUUCGGUGGAUCCGAUCCUCUCAAUACUUAGAUGAGGCCUGGGCAGAAAUCCACCGACUAGUAACAAGCUGUGAAGAUGCCCCAGAGGAGAGCGCAGGGCGCACACUGUGCCACUCACAACCAGGUGCUGCUUACCCACUGACAAUCACAGGGACCGCAAACGAAGGAUGAACCAGGACAUCGGCGGCUGCAACAGAACAGCUGCUGGCUCAGGCUCAGCCACAUCUCCCACCUAUCGCUCAGACUGCUCCAGAGGCAGCGAGGACAGACACUGCCUCUUAGGGAGUAGGGCUUUUUGCUGGUCACCCGGGCCCUGUUGACAGCAGGCCAGGCUCUGAGCCGAAUGCUACAGGCACACAGGGAACAGAGGACACAUGGUGCAGGCACGGACCCAACCUCGUGGCACAACGCUUUGAGCAGUUACAUAGUGCAGAUUAGGUUUGUUACAGUAAAAUUGUCUCUACUCACGAAAUCUCCUUUCAAGGGAGAACGUUCAGGGCACGUCUACACUGCAAUAAAAUUCCCACAGCUCUGAGACUCAGAGCCUGGGUCAGCUGACGUGGGAUCGCAGAGCUAAAAAAAGAAGAUAUUCAGCACCAAAACCUUCCUAGUGCAGGAAGUAACUGUUCCAUGAGGAAAGUCAGCUCAGUCUCACUUCCUGCACAAAGCAAUGGGGUCAUGUGCAUUUGUCAGCUGGAAACAUAGCAGCCAGUAAUUGGUUUCUGGCUUGUUUACAGAGUCAAUGA
Chelonoidis abingdonii (Abingdon island giant tortoise) is the source of this 3475-nucleotide messenger RNA. NCBI's taxonomy places the organism in Eukaryota, Metazoa, Chordata, Testudines, Testudinidae. The record is from RefSeq and is a predicted model, not a curated record.